Rotaria sp. Silwood2 is the source of this 1065-nucleotide messenger RNA. The record is from the annotation of a GenBank genome assembly. Lineage: Eukaryota; Metazoa; Rotifera; Eurotatoria; Philodinida; Philodinidae.
AUGAAAGGACCUUAUAUACCUCUGACUAUAAAUGAUUUGGUGAUACAUCAGCAGAAACGUGUAUUAACUCCAUCACCUUGGAUUUUAGGACAAUAUCAUCAACGACUAGGAGCACAAAAACCAUUUGCCGAUGAAUAUAAUGUACGAAAAGAUUCAUAUCGAUUUGAUGAAACUACUGAUUCUACAAAACCGGACAAUUUACCAGCAGAAGUGCGAGAUCUCUUGGACAAUAUGAUUAGAAAAUAUGGUACUAUUGAAGGCAAUUUGGGCAUACCAACUACACGAGAUUUAUAUGAAGGUUUACCGGAAGAUGUAGCACAGUUAGUAGAAAAUGCUAUUGAAGCUGUACAAAAAUUUGAUCGUGAAAAUAAUAUUGGUGAUCGAAAAUUACAAAAUAAAAAAACAGUAAAUGAUCGAUUAACCGAAUUUUUCAGAUAUGCUGGACGACAUGGAGUGCGUCUACUGGAUGAUGUAUUAAAAUUAGCUAAACUACGUUCAAAUGAUCCGAAAAAAUAUAUUCCACUUGCUGUUAACAUGCUCAAAGAUCGUUUGAAGCAACCUGGUACAACACGUAUGCGAAAACAAGCUGUUCGUUUUGCGUACACAUUGGAAACAUUGCUCAUGGCAACAAAUGAUGAACCAGCAUUGAUUGCAUCAAUGUUGAAGAAAAAGAUUGACGAAAAGAAAUCAUUUAUUUUUUCUGAAAAUUCUGGUAAAUCUUUAACUACUGACCAAGAUUUAUUACAACAGAUUACGGACGAAAUAGAUAAAAAGAUUGAUACUUCAUUCAUUGAAUCAGUAGGCAGCAGAAAUAUUCCAUCACGUCCCUUCAAAAUGUUCACAACAGAUAGAUAUCGACAAAUGUUACCAAUAAUUGAUGAAGCAAUCGAAUCGACAAUGACAUCUCGUAGCACAACAGAUAUUCAUAGAGAAUGUUAUUCUGAAGCUAUGAUGUCAAGUACAAUUAUGUCAUAUGUUGGUCUUAGUGUGGCUCAAUUGGUGGUGCUCGUUAUUGGACAGAAUCAAGAACCACUAAAGCUGACAAAUACUCAAAUUGAACAGUAA